Messenger RNA from Corticium candelabrum, 5109 nucleotides. RefSeq lists its product as uncharacterized. The transcript is spliced from 23 exons. Lineage: Eukaryota; Metazoa; Porifera; Homoscleromorpha; Homosclerophorida; Plakinidae. Gene Ontology annotation, biological process: nucleoside metabolic process. Bases 52 to 4923 code for a protein of 1623 amino acids. The record is from RefSeq and is a predicted model, not a curated record. Gene Ontology annotation, molecular function: ADP binding; catalytic activity; protein binding.
UUAACACAACUCAAGCACAGAACUAGUGUGCUGUUGCAACGAUCUUUGGUCAUGUCUGAUAUUCAAGAUCAUUUGAACGUUCUCGUCGUUUGCGCUUCGGAGUCGGAGCUGCAGGCUGCGAUAGCUAUUCUAGAGAACGGAACGAACGGCAAGUUUGAAAACAAAUACACACAUCUCACCGAUCUCAGCAGGCUCAACGUCAGAGUGUGUGAAGGAUGGAAUUCUACAGAAACGAAGGUGGGCGUGGUCGCACAAACCGAAAUGGGAGGAACCGAGAGUCAAGUGUUGCUUUCCAAUCUCGCCAAGUACUUUACAGCUACCGCAGUGGUGAUGACGGGGAUCUGCGCUGGAGAGGAGAACAGACAUGGUCACGUGGAGCACGGUUGUGUGUUCAUCGCCAAACGAACGACAGCAGAGAUGGGAGGGAAGGUGGAAGAAGGCGGAGAUUUCCAGGCUAGAGCACAAUACUGUGAGCUCGACAAAGGUAUCCUUGCGUCAGUCAAUGAAUUGGUUCACGCAGAUUCUAAAGUCUGGUUGAAGUACAUUCCAGAGAACGCUGUUCGUCCGAGUCCUCGUUAUCUUCAACAACUCAUCCUAGACUUUGCGAUCAAGAGUGGGCAGGACGGCAUUAGCAAGAGAGAACUAUUGUACAAGAUGGUGGACAAGAAAUUACCUGGAAUGGCUACGAUGAGUGAUGCUAAGAUUCGUGUCACUUAUGAUGAAAUUCUGGACACAAUGAUAAAAUCGUCAUCUGCUUGGAUUAGUCCAUCUCCAACAGCAAAACAUAGGUACAUUGCUACUGACGAAGGAAACGAUUAUGCAUCCAAUGAAGCUAGUUUUCCGCGUGAAGAUGAGAUCAUAGGCAUUGUCGAUUCCAUGCUCUCGUUGUCACACGAGCAUAUGAACCUGAAGGCAGAGUUGAGUGCUUACAAAAUACGCGUGGCCGACAGUAAGGUGAAGGCAGUAGACAUGGAAGCUUACUCGUUUAUGAAACAAGCCAUUGAGAGCUUCAGGCGGAGGGGGGUAUCGGGCAAAGCAGUUGUCAUCAAAGGCAUCUCUGACGAUGGCUCUAGUGCAAGCAAAGGACACUAUUUUCAUGUGUAUGCUGCUAGCACGUCUGCUGCCUUUCUACGGCACUUGAUGACAGUUAAACAACAUCUUUUUGUUGAUGAAGAAUUUCAAACGACUAAAAUUCAAUUUAGGCAAUCUCAACAAGGAAAUGAGGCAACGUCCAGUAGGGGUUUUGUAUCACGAGAAUCUCCACAACACAAUGCAAAGCGACAGCGGACAGCACAUUUUCCGAUUGAACUAGAAAAAAGAAAUUUUCCUUAUAUUUGUGGUCGAGACGCAAUUAUCACUGACUUAUCGCACUAUUUCUGGAAAGGAGAUCAUGGAAAGGAAGAGAUUGUCGACAUUACAUAUUUUCGUUUGAUGUGCAUUUGCGCUCCAGGGGGAGCGGGAAAGUCAUGUGUAGCAGCCAACUAUGCAAGAAUUUACAGAAACUCGUAUGAAGGAGGAGUUUUCUUUAUCAGCUCAAGAACAAGCGCAUCCAUACGAUAUUCUCUUUACAAAUAUAUGGUUCUUCUAAGUUGUGAGAAAGAUGACGUUGCAAGUCAAUCAUUGGAAGAAACGAAUGCGCGCUUUUUUAAUCUUCUCAGUCAACGUGGCAGCAAUGCUUUGUUGAUCUACGACAGCAGUGAUGAUUUAAACGUUAUCCAACAAUUUGUUCCGCCUUGCAACAUGAAAGUUCACGUUAUCAUUACGACGAGAUGCAGAGAUCACGAGCUGAUGCAAGAAGGAAAUGUGAUUCAACUGCCAGAGUUGAAUGAAGACGCAGCCGUCGAGUGUUUCUGCCUUUGGGCUGGAAAAUGCAACGAUGACGCAAAGAUGUCAGAAAUAGAAUACAAUGAGAUCAAAGGUAUAGUGACCAAUGGACAAGUGAAGCUAUUGCCACUGGCCAUUCGACGUGUGGCAACAUUGACAAAGAAAACAGGGGUUACUUGCAGGAAGAUGAGAGAAAAUCUGUCAUUGGGGACCGUGCAAUAUCCAGUCGAUGAUUUAAUGGACAAAUUACAUGGUUGGGGAUUGCAGCAUCUACAGCCCAAGCUAACGAGUUCGGGUAUUGCACGGAUCGACCAAAUUUUAGCUGCCGACGUCGCCUCACUGGCCAAAUCGUGCGACAUUUGUACGAGUGAUGAAGAGAAGCUGAAGACUAUGAAGGAAAGACUAAAUGUCGACAGGGAAGCACCGAUGCAAUGGGAUCUUGAUCUAGAGGAAGUAGCAAGAAGGUCCGAAGAUGCAGAGAAAAUUCUCAGUUUUUCUUCUCUGAUGGACACGAGCUCCAUUCCUACUGAGGUUAUUCGUGCAGCUGUUAUGGUUGACGGGGAGCCGAGAAUCGGAGGAAAUGAGUUUGAAUUCCUUCUGCAUUUGUUGUCCGACGACUUUUCUCUACUCAUGUUUCAUGACAAGGAACGCACGUGUGACAUUCAUGCGCUCAUUCAGCAGUCUGUUGUAAGCCACAUGAAGAGAAGAGACAAAUUGCUACCUUUUCUCAUUUGUUUGACAAAGUGUAUGCAAGACAUGUUACCAAAUUCUGACGAAAUACAUCGCAACCUCAACAACAGCAAGUUGAUUGCAUUAGCUCCACACGUUUACAGCGUUUGUGAUCACAUUUUGAAAUCGAAAUGUCUACAGCAAGAAUGUCUACAGCUCCUAGAGUUUUCUUGUGAGUUGGCAUAUUAUUUUCACGACAUUCCAACAGCCAAGCAUUUAGCAGAAGAGACAUUGAAAAUUCGUCGUCAACUCGGCAUUCGCAGUAUUAACGAUGCAAUUGAAAUGAGCAGCAGUCUGAUUUCUGUUGGUGAUGCGUACGAUCUAAUGAGUAGACCUGACAUGGGAAAGCCAUACUUUGAAGAAGCCGUACAAGUGUUGCAAGCAUUUGGCGACGACAGUUUUCUUCCUAGGACCUAUGGUGUUGCUUUAGAACGGUUAGGAUGUUGCUACUUGAACAUGAACAACCUGGAAGAUGCAGAGCGGUUGUUGACGAAAGAGCUGGACUGGCAAAGAGAACGGGGAGAAGACGAUGCGAGCAUAUCAACUUCGCUAAAUGACCUUGCUCUCGCAUACGAAACUGACGGGAAAUACGACAAGGCGAUAAAGACAUAUGAAGAGUCGCUCGAGUUGAAGAGGCGAUGCGAUGACGGAAAUCUAGUGGGAAUGUCUACGAUUCUCAUCAAUCUCGGUAGCUGCUACAGAGACAGCGGGAAACUUGAGAAAAGUUUGACUUUACUUGAGGAGGCAGUGAAAAUCAGCCGAUCAUGCUACUCAUCUUCUCAUCCCUUCUUGGCACUUGAUAUAUAUCAACUUUCCUGUACGUACGAUUUACUUGACAGAAAAGAUGAAGCUUGCAAAUUGGCAAGAGAAGCGUUGGAUAUUGCAAACGUAUCAUUACCGUCAUCACAUCCUCAAUUGGCCGUGUAUAUGAACCAUUUGGGAAAUUGUUGUCGAUCACAAGGAAACUACAAUGAAGCCAUCUCGUGGCAUGAGAAAGCUAGACAAUUGCUGCAACAACAAGAUCAAUCACCUCAACGAGACAAAGAGAUGGCUACAACACUAAAUGGCCUUGGUCUCGCAUACCUAAGAGACGGUAAAUACGACGAGGCGAUAAAGACAUAUGAAGAGGCACUCGAGCAAUGCGAUGACGGGAAUCGAGUGGAAAUGUCUACGAUUCUCAUCAAUCUUGGUUGCUGCUACAGAGACAGCGGGAAAAUUGAGAAAAGUUUGAGUUUACUUGAGGAGGCAGUCACAAUCAGACGAUCAUGCUACUCAUCUUCUCAUCCCUUCUUGGCACUUGCUAUAUAUCACCUUUCUUCUACGUGCGAUUUACUUGACAGAAAAGAUGAAGCUUGCAAAUUGGCAAGAGAAGCGUUGGAUAUUGCAAACGUAUCAUUACCGUCAUCACAUCCUCAAUUGGCCGUGUAUAUGAACCAAGUCGGUCGUUGUUGUUUAUCACGAGGAGACUCCAACGAAGCCAUAGUGUGGUAUAAGAAAUCUCACCAAUUGCUGCAACAACUACCUUCUUCACCUACACGAGACGAUCUCUUGGCAACAACUCUUAUCAAUCUUGGUAUCUGCUACAGAAACAGCGGGAAACUUGCGAAGAGUUUGAGUUUACUUGAGGAGGCCGUCACAAUCAGCCGAUCACGCUACUCAUCUUCUCAUCCCUCCUUGGCACUUGCUAUAUCUCAUCUUUCUUCUACGAACGAUUUACUUGACAGAAAAGAUGAAGCUUGGAAAGUGGCAAGAGAAGCGUGGGAUAUUGCAAGCGCAUCAUUACCGUCAUCACAUCUUCAAUUGGCCGAGUAUAUGAACAAUUUGGGAAGUUGUUGUCGAUCACGAGGAAACUACGAUGAAGCCAUCUCGUGGCAUGAGAAAGCUAGACAAUUGCUGCAACAACAACAUCAAUCACCUCAACGAGACAAACGCAUUGCUACAAAUUUGUAUUUAUUGUCUUUCGACCAUGACGAGAAAGGAUGUUAUGAAGAAGCUAUAAAGUUGUGUUUGGAAGCAAUAGAAAUGCAACAAGAGAGUCAUUCUCCAAAUCCUCUUGAUAUCGCAAUUUAUACGAUGAGGUUAGGUUCGUAUGAAAUGAAGGCCGCAAGACUUGAAGCGUCUCUAGCCCAUUUGCAAUCUUCCUUGUUUGUUUUACAAGACACACUACCUACUAGUCAUCACACUGCAGAUUGUCACUUUUGCCUUGCUACGUCGUUUCUUGUCAUGAAAGAAGCGUCCCAAGCCAGUGUGCAUGUAGAGAAAUGUCUUGAGAUACGAAAGACGAUUUUUCCAGUUGGUCACAGCAAAAUAGAGGAAGCCGAGUGGUUCAAACAAGAAAUUCAAGGGAUGAAUGAAAAUGCAACUGAUUGACAUGAUAUUCUUACUUGCUGAUUAUGUGUUGCUGUCUGCUUGUGUUCUUGCUAGAAUUGAUGCAAUUGUUUUGCUUGGCGCACAAGAUACGUCUGUUUCCGUGUGUAUACCGCACUCAUCCACUAAAUAUGCUCAUACUGCAACUGAUGAGAAGAAAAUUUAGCAAUGGACAUCGUUAUUGAUUAG